Trypanosoma grayi is the source of this 1587-nucleotide messenger RNA. RefSeq names its product putative intergrin alpha chain protein. The annotation marks the transcript as partial. The record is from RefSeq and is a predicted model, not a curated record. Gene Ontology annotation, biological process: non-motile cilium assembly. The transcript has a single exon. Gene Ontology annotation, cellular component: ciliary basal body; motile cilium; BBSome. Lineage: Eukaryota; Euglenozoa; Kinetoplastea; Trypanosomatida; Trypanosomatidae.
AUGUCGGCGCAGGCGAACUACUACGCCAUGCGGUCUGUCUUUGAGCUGCAGCUAGACGCGCAGCUGCUAGAGGGGUUGGCCACAAUAGGACACUUCGACGGCAAAACACCGUCUCUUGUAUGUGCCACAAAUACACAGCGGCUCGUGAUCCACACGAGCGAGAAUCCAGGUGCAGAAGCAGUACUGCGGAGUGGGGAUGAGACACGCAGUGCAGAAAAUCCUGUGCGGACGCUGAACUUUGGUAGGACGCCAACAGCGCUGGCGGUAGGCCGACUGCCGGACACCAGUGAUAGGAAAGACACUGACGCCCUAUACUUCGGCGCGGCCACCUCACUGCUCGCGUAUGACGUGGAUAGGAACCGCGAGUAUUUUUACAGGGAAGUGGAGGACGGAGUGCAGGCAGUGGCGUGUGGUGUCGUGAAUACCGCCAGAGGCCCAAACGGCACUGGCGGCGUCCCCACCCCGCUGACAAUUGUAGGUGGUAACUGCACGAUCAAUGGAUUCGACGCGAGUGGGAUGGAAUCGCUCUGGACGGUGACAGGCGAUCAGGUAACGGCACUGAUGCUAAUGCCCUGGGACUCUAGUGAAGCUCCGACCGUCUCUGCUGCUGGUAGUGGCAGUGGUAGCAGUGGCGAUGCGGGCCGCCCUUUGUCGUUAGUGGCGGCCUCGGAAGAUUUUGAGUUGCGCGUGUUUGACGGUGAAGACACUAUUGCAAGUAUCAUGGAGGCGGACAAGGUGAACCAGCUCGUGUACAGUGGUAUCCCCGGUCGGUUUGCGUACCUUUCCGUCAACGGUACUGUAGGCGUGUACGAUCGCACUGAGCGGGUGUGGCGCGCGAAGGGUAAGCACCGCCCUGUCGCCGCUGCCUUCUGCGAUGUGGACUUCGACGGCGUGCCGGAGCUCGUGGUGGGGUGGAGCAACGGACGUGUGGAGGUCCGUGGCGACGAUGCGGAGAAGCGGGGUGUACUGUUCAAGGAGAGACACGCCGCGCCCGUCAGCGCCGUACUCGCGCACGAUUACCGGCAGAAUGGGCAGCCACUGCCGAUUGUCUGCACAGUUGACGGUGUGGUGCGUGGGCUCGAGCUGGCAGGCGAGCAGCAGCAGGAGGAAGCGGUGCACGGCCGUGAGACGUUUAAGCUCGACAUGCUGCAGCGCGAGAGGCAGGCACUCGCCGCGGAGCUUGCCAGUGUAGAAGAGCAGCUGGACCGGCAGCGCAAGGGUUCCUCUGAUGUGACAUUGCCGCAGGCGGGAACCGUUGUGCGCCACAAGUUGCUGCCGAACGCAAAGUCGGGGAAGCUCGAUGUCGUCUUUAGCGUGCACCACGGCUACCAAGACACAAUCAUUCAAGGCUGCGUCCUGCACAGCGAGGCGGUGUUCCCCGGCCGGGAGUACGCCUUCUUUGCCGCGGAGGAGCCAUCAGGGACGCUUGUGUGCGCUAUCGAUGUGCCGCGCGGUGCGGAGGCGCGCAUCGCCGCGGCGGUAAUGAUCGGUGCCACUAACGCGGAGAACUACCAACUACACGAGCUUACCUUCGCUGUGCCCAAGUUCGUGACGUACCAGCUGUGGAACCCCGAGGCGACGGAGCCG